This is a messenger RNA of Uranotaenia lowii, 2229 nucleotides long. RefSeq names its product serine protease 44. Gene Ontology annotation, biological process: proteolysis. Bases 559 to 2118 code for a protein of 519 amino acids. Gene Ontology annotation, molecular function: serine-type endopeptidase activity. The transcript is spliced from 7 exons. Lineage: Eukaryota; Metazoa; Arthropoda; Insecta; Diptera; Culicidae. The record is from RefSeq and is a predicted model, not a curated record.
AAUCGACUGGAACUCUAUAAGCCGGAGUCGCGAGAGUAUAUAAAUACAUCAUCAAUAACCAAUUCACAUUACAGUUUAUUUUCAAACGGUUUCGAGUCAAUGUCGGGCGGCCGGGAGAGUUCUUGCUGGACGGUCUGGAAUCGAGGAACAACUGCGUAGCGCCGCGCCCUGAUUUCACUUUGGCAAGAAGCACCUCGGCUCGGGAAUCCUCGGGAGUCGAACAGUUCCAUCAGUGUCAGUUGGGCAGUUGACGUGAUUGGUUAAGGAAAUUCAAUAAGUGAGUGAAGUGAACGUGAUUGGGUCCAGAAUUUAAGCCGCCGUUGAAUGGUGGAAGAAAACCGCGUGUGCCAAAAUUAGAAGCAGGCCAACCGAAAAAAAUCUACUUUGCCGCCCCUCGAGGGGUGAGAAUGGUUUGAAACGGAAGGGGAUCGGAAAUACCAGGGCAAAUCAGCAAACGGUCAACCGGAGGAAGGAUAAAACCAAAUAACAUAUCAAUUAUUAAUGGUGGAUUAAAUGUUAGAAGAGACCAACAGGAAUAAGUGAUUCUGUGCGUGGGAAAUGAGAUUAGUCGUGAUGUUGUGCUUUUGGCAUCCUACCAUCUUGGUUCUGGUUCUAGUUUUGUCGUCAACUGUGGCAAAAGUAGCGGACCCAUCUGUUGAAGACGAUGCUGCCGCCUUGAGGAAAGAUCUGGACGAUUCGGAUGUCGUUGAAGCUAGUGAGCUGCGACCACGCCAACCGCGUCACGUUUGGUUGGCCACACGGACAACAACCUGGACCCAGGCGCUAGGUGACGGCAGCCCAUGUCUCACAUCGAAGGGGCACCUUGGUUUCUGUACUUCGUUCCGGAAAUGCUAUCCAUACUUCAAGGUUCCUGAUCUCAGCGUCUGGGAAUCUUGGGUGUUGGGAAAUUAUGACACUUGUAGCUACUUCAACGAUCAAGGCCGGCAAGCAUUUGGCGUAUGCUGCACCAACCCGAUAACAGCAGUCCCUGGAACGGAGAUAACCGCAGAAAACACGCCUACGCCACCGGUAGUUGGGAAUGAAAUACCCGGAUCAGAAUCCCAGAAGCAGCCUCCAAAAAAUAACAACUACCCAAGCUGGCCACCACCAGUUCCUACUCAUCCACCGGAUCACACUCCGGCUACCCACCCUCCCUCGUUCACUUCAACGGUGGCCUCUUUUGGUGAGUCGACCACACAACGUCCAACUAGCACCACGUGGCCAACGAAGCCCGUCCAGCCGACAAAUCCACCUGCCAUGGUUUGGCCACCACCUGCUCCGACUCAUCCUCCGGUCACUCCAUCCAUCGAAUUUUCAACGAUCAGCCCGGUCGGGGGAGCUGGAGCAGGGCUGAACUACGGUUGCGGCGUCAAGAAUGGUAACCCGGACACGGAACGUAUCGUCGGAGGUCACAAUGCUGACCCGAACGAAUGGCCCUGGGUAGCUGCACUGUUCAACAAUGGGCGCCAAUUUUGCGGUGGUUCUCUGAUUGAUUCCGUUCACAUUUUAACGGCAGCACACUGCGUAGCACAUAUGAGUUCCUGGGACGUGGCCAGACUAUCCGUCCGACUGGGAGAUCACAACAUUCGGUCCAACACCGAGGUACAGCAUGUUGAGCGGCGCGUGAAGCGACUUGUUCGGCACAAGGGUUUCGAUUCUCGGACUUUGUAUAACGAUGUAGCGGUGCUUACGAUGGAUCAACCGGUACAAUUCACGCAAUCAGUACGACCGAUAUGUCUCCCGGGAGCUGAUGGUUCCCGCGGUUAUAACGGAUUGACGGCUACCGUUAUUGGCUGGGGUAGCUUGCGUGAAAAUGGACCACAGCCUGCUGUCCUUCAGGAAGUCAACCUUCCUAUUUGGAGCAACGGAGAAUGUGCUCGGAAGUACGGUGCCGCAGCACCCGGUGGCAUCAUCGAGACCAUGUUGUGUGCGGGCCAAGCAGCAAAGGAUUCUUGCAGUGGAGACUCCGGUGGACCCUUGAUGAUCAACGAUGGCAGAUGGACUCAGGUUGGCGUCGUGUCCUGGGGCAUCGGUUGUGGAAAAGGACAAUAUCCAGGAGUGUACACAAGGGUUACUUCAUUCAUGGCUUGGAUUACGAAGAACACGAAAGAUCAGUAACCACAUCGAACACAAAUAAAAACUGCUUUUACUUGCUGCCAUUAUAAUAUUCUUUCAAAAGGGGGUAUACGAAACAAUUGUGACAAUAAAAACGAGGUUGAAAGAGCCUCG